Messenger RNA from Saprolegnia parasitica CBS 223.65, 1794 nucleotides. RefSeq lists its product as hypothetical. The record is from RefSeq and is a predicted model, not a curated record. Lineage: Eukaryota; Oomycota; Saprolegniomycetes; Saprolegniales; Saprolegniaceae. The transcript has 5 exons. Bases 8 to 1753 code for a protein of 581 amino acids.
AAGCGACAUGGUGGCGCCGGCCGUCAGCGAAGCGUUCCCGUCGGACGUGCUCUUCCACGCCGGCCUCGAGUACUCGGUGCGUGGCACGAUCUACGCCUUCAUGGCGACCGUGCUCUUCGUCGUCGUCUUCCGCUACGGGCUCAAGCUCCUCGAGGGGCGCACGGCGAGCCACGCCAAGUACUUUGUCUUGCUCAACAAGAUGUACAAAGAGCUCAUGGUCGGCGGUCUCAUCCAGUUUAGCUCCAACCGCCUCUCGCAGUUUGGCGCGGUCGAGCAAGACUCGCCCGCGUACCAGGCGUGGGAGGUUGCCGACGACAUGGUCUUCUUCUUUGCGAUCGCACUCGCGCUUCAGUCGGCGCUCAUGUUCUGGCGGCUUCAGGCGCGCAACGUCGCGCUGGACACGCUGGCGCUCUACACGUCCGAGGAGCUGUACGCGGAGGCGACCAAUAACGGCGCGCUGGCCACGAUCCCCAAGCCGUUUGUCUCCGCCUCCAAGCUCUGCAUCGUGCGCCAUUUCUUCCUGACAAAACACAAGUUGCCGCAGCUUUUUAGCUAUCCAAAGUACCUGCGCGCGGUCCAGGACACGGAGAUCAUUGAGCUCUUCGACGUCGAAGUGUCGACGUGGAUCCUGCUUCUCCUCGUCUACAGCGGCCUCUUCUUCCUCUCCGACGUCUUUGUGAGCUACCACAACGACCUCAACCUCCCCGAGACGCGCAAGAAGGUCCACGACAUCCGCCUCAUCGUCAUUGCGGUCGCGAUCGCGACGCUGACGGUCUUUAUGCUGCUCAUGUACGCGUACCUCAAGAACGUCGUCUACCGCAUGGUGCUGCACGCUGGCGGCGACGAAGCCACGCUCGCAGCGUCGCUCAAGCGCGUGGGCGACGAGGAAGCGUCGUCGCGUAUCCAAGAGACGUCGUCGCACGCGCUUCUCAAGAUGCACCACGUCGCCGAAGGCCUCAGCGACCGCCACGACCGGUCGAGCAUCGGGGACUUGGUCUUGACCAUCUUUCGCAAGGUCACGGGCUGCAAGUACAAGACAGCGUCGCACCGCCAGGCGUCGCAGCUCAUGGACGAGCACGCGAUGGACCUUCCGUGGUUCUCGCGGAAGGCAACGCAUGUCGGCGUGAAAGUCCUCUUGACGCUGAACGCGCUCUACUUUGGCUUCCUUGCCCAAGCACUCGUCGUGCUCAUUCCGCGGGACGUCGGCGCCUCCCACUACCUCAUUGGCGGCCUCCUCGUGUACCUUAUCGGUGCGCACAUGGUGCUGCUCGCGCCUCGCAUUGCGCGGCAGCUGGCGUUCGUCAACGCGACCGUGCGUGUCAACCCCGCCGAGCUCAAAAUCGUCAUCGAGCACUACGCAGACGUGCUUCAGUUGCAGCGCAAGAUGGCGCGUGCGGUGCUCGCGCACUUGGCCGCGCGCGAGGUGACCAUCGACGUCUUUGUCGCGGGCCUCAAGCUCGACGACCCGGACGAGACGGGGUACAUGGAAGGCGCCGUUUUGCGCAAGAACAUCAAGCGCUUUGGCUACAAGUUCUCGAAGCUCAAGUUCACGAGCUUUGUGCGCCUCCAGUUUGAAACCAAAGGCACCAAGGUCAAGUACGAUCGCCUGCUCCAGAUGCUCCACGACGAAGCGGCGCACCACGGCGACGAGGCGCUUCCUUCUACGACCAGCGACGUACCACCAACGCCUACGACGUCCGACAAGACGACGCCCCUCCUCUCGCCGCGCCAAGUCGCAAAACGCUUCGAUUGAUACAUUGAAAUGAUACAAGUCGAACAUUUCUUUGGAUGGAA